This is a messenger RNA of Wickerhamiella sorbophila, 1134 nucleotides long. RefSeq names its product Lipoyl synthase, mitochondrial. Gene Ontology annotation, molecular function: 4 iron, 4 sulfur cluster binding; lipoate synthase activity. The record is from RefSeq and is a predicted model, not a curated record. The transcript has a single exon. Lineage: Eukaryota; Fungi; Ascomycota; Dipodascomycetes; Dipodascales; Trichomonascaceae. Gene Ontology annotation, biological process: lipoate biosynthetic process. The coding region runs from base 1 to 1134 and encodes 377 amino acids. Gene Ontology annotation, cellular component: mitochondrion.
AUGUUGCGGCUCCAGACUUCAAAGCUCUCUGUGCCCAAAUGUUCGCUUGGCUCCGUCGCUCGAUUUAUCUCUACUGAAGCGGAAACAGCCUCCAAUGGGAAAUCCCGGAAGCUGCUCCUCAAGCAUCGCCUCAAUUCUGGCCCUUCUUUCGAGGACUUCGUUUCUGGAAAGGCCUCUGAUUUUGCUGGUCAGGAUAUGGUGGCCGCUGCCAUUCCUGAGGAGGCUGUCAGGCUGCCGAAAUGGCUCAAAACGCCUAUCCCCAAAGGCUCAAACUAUCACAAACUCAAGUCCGACGUGCGGGGACUGAAACUGCAUACAGUUUGUGAGGAGGCUCGCUGCCCCAAUAUUGGUGAAUGCUGGGGCGGCAGCGACAAAAGCCGUGCCACUGCUACGAUUAUGCUGAUGGGCGACACUUGUACUCGUGGUUGUCGGUUCUGUUCGGUUAAAACCAGCCGCACCCCUGGCCCGCUCGAUCCAAACGAACCUGAUCAUACUGCAACCGCAAUCGCCGAGUGGGGACUAGGAUAUGUCGUCCUUACUACGGUGGAUCGUGAUGAUCUGUCCGACGGAGGUGCCAAUCACUUCGCCAAAACCGUCCAGCUGAUCAAAGAGAAAAGCCGGGGCAAGACUCUUGUUGAGUGCUUGGGUGGUGAUUUCCGUGGUGAUCUCAACAUGGUUGACGUUCUGGCUCGUUCUGGUUUGGAUGUUUACGCCCAUAAUGUUGAAUGUGUCGAGGAACUGACUCCGUUCGUUCGCGACAGACGAGCUACUUUUGAUCAGAGCAUCAACGUUUUGGCUCGUGCAAAGCAGACUGUGCCCUCUCUGAUCACUAAAACCUCUAUAAUGCUCGGUUUUGGUGAGACCGACGACCAGAUCGAGCGCACUCUUCGUCGCUUGCGAGAAGUCGGCGUCGAUGUGGUGACUUUUGGACAAUACAUGCGCCCCACAAAGCGCCAUAUGAAGGUGGCAGAGUAUGUCACUCCUGAGAAAUUCCAGUUCUGGCAUGACCGUGCAAUGGAGCUUGGCUUUUUGUACUGCGCAAGCGGCCCUCUGGUUCGGUCCUCGUACAAGGCGGGAGAAACUUUCAUUGAAAACGUUCUCAAGGGAAGAGCCCCCAGCGAAGCAUCUGUUUAA